AUGUCGUCGUCGACGUCGUCUUUGUGGGCGACGGAAGCUGAGUUCGCGAAGGACGCGAAGGAGAUGGAACGGUUGAAGAUGAUGGUGAAACGCACCGUGGACGAGGCGAAGAAGAAGAAGAAAAAGAAGUUAAAGAAGAAGAAGAAAGGAAUCGAUGUUGACGGCAAAAUGGCUACUAUCUCGACGGUGAAAGUAAUGCUUAAAGGCGAACGCGUGUUCUCUCGUCACGCGAUGAAAUCGUUUGAAAGAAUAGAAUCGCGAGACGGGAACAUCGAGCGUGCGUUUGGCGAAAGACGAUUGAGGAAACUGUACGGGCGCGUCGCGAAGAGCGACGAGAAAAAGAAAGGGACGACGAUGGUUGAGGUGCACAUAGAUCGCGUGCAAGGUUAUUCCGACGCCGACGAAGAGAGCGAUGUCGUCGUCGUCGGAUGCGUCGACGCGUCUUCUACCGGCUUGGGCGUCAAAUUUGAAGAUACCCCGGAGUUUCGAAACGAAAUGCGUCUGCGCGUGGACGCGAACGACGUCAUCGAAGGCGUUCAUCAUCCUUUUGUGUUUGUUCAGCUCGAUAGUUUAGUCUCUUCGUUCGGUUCGGAGUGUCGUUUCGAGUGUUACGACGCGAGAAACGAUUUCGAGCCGCUCGAUUUUGAGAUUGUGUACUAA
Bathycoccus prasinos is the source of this 660-nucleotide messenger RNA. RefSeq lists its product with no specific name. The record is from RefSeq and is a predicted model, not a curated record. The coding region runs from base 1 to 660 and encodes 219 amino acids. The transcript has a single exon. Lineage: Eukaryota; Viridiplantae; Chlorophyta; Mamiellophyceae; Mamiellales; Bathycoccaceae.